AUGUCGGACCAACCUCGGACAACAGCUGGGGGCGCGGCCGCUCAGGAGCAGGCCGAGGCCCACGAACCUCAUGGUGGUGAUGCCCGCGCCUCUGGUGCUCCCUUCGACACGCGCCGUUUGGUGCCGGCGGACGAAGCCCCCGAGCCCUCGCACCGGCAUCCUCCACUGGUAGACGCCCGGCCAGCGAGCACUGCACGCAAGGCCCACGCCGACCCCGGAGGGGCGACAGAAAGGAGGAAGGAGACUGAACGCUUUCGCAAGCGACGCCUCGGGCUGCUGAGGAAGGCCGAGCAGCUCCGUGCCGAUUUUGGCGUCCAGGCGUACGUCGUGAUCCACAGGGGCGACCGGUACUUCACAUACACGUCCCUGCCAGACCAGCCCGACUGGCCUCCCCCGCCCACGGUGCUUGUGAGUGGCCAGGCCGACGAGAACACCAAGACGACGUCCUACUGA
Molecule: messenger RNA, 453 nt
Organism: Diaporthe citri
Lineage: Eukaryota; Fungi; Ascomycota; Sordariomycetes; Diaporthales; Diaporthaceae
Exons: 1
Coding region: 1-453 (150 amino acids)
Source: RefSeq, a predicted model, not a curated record